Molecule: messenger RNA, 597 nt
Organism: Thelazia callipaeda (thelaziosis nematode)
Lineage: Eukaryota; Metazoa; Nematoda; Chromadorea; Rhabditida; Thelaziidae
Source: the annotation of a GenBank genome assembly
AUGCGUAUCUAUGAUUGUUUUCAGCAUUUGCCUUAUACUUUUGAACAGGUUGCUACAGUAUUUUGGAAUCGUUACCCUAAUACCACUGCUAAACAUGUUAUUAGCGAAGAUUUAAUUGAAGUUGAGAUCGAUGGUCAUCAGAUAAAAACAAAGAAACUUAUAUUGAAGCAAACUGCAACAUUUAUGAAAGCAGUUCCAAAAUGGAUGUCACGUUUAACCAGUGUGAGGGUUGUUCCAACAAUCGAAGAAAGUAUAUUUGAUCGGAGGAAGCGAUCGUUGGUGACUUACACAAGAAAUAUCAUCAUGAUGUCGACCUGUAAAAUUCAUGAACGAUGCAUUUAUAAAUCAAGCUUGAAUAAUGGAGUAUGUGGAACGGUUGUUGAACGUGGUGGCAUUGUAUCAGCGUCAUUUGGAAAAUUAAACUCAAUAGUUGAACGUAUUUUGAUGGCGAAUUUCAAAAACAGUAUGAAGAAAACAAUUGUUGCUUACAUGGAAAAAUUAAAUACAAGGUUACAAUUCACAAUGUAUUGUGUAAAUAUUGUAAUAAAUACUUUAUCAUCAAGUACAUUAGAAUUUUCAAUCAGAAAUUUUGAAUGA